ACUGUCUCCUUUAAAGAAAGAAUGGCUAUGUACAAGGCUGCUGUGUCCUUUGCCCAUAGUUCACAGAAGACCAAGUUCUGUACUGUGCCUGGUGGCUUGGCAGCAGUGAGGAAACAAUUUGAGAAAGUGCAAAGGAUGUCUCCAAAAAAAACCUUUGUUCAGUACCAGCACCAGAGAUCUCUACAGGCAGCAGUCAUCACUCUUAGCUCUCUGCAUUGUACUGAAGAUUGGUUCCUUGUAAUAGGUGCCAUAAUACCAGUAGAGCUCAAUAAACUCGUGUCCAGAAUGGAAACAUCAAGUAGUAGGCACCACACAGUAUCAACUAGCACCAGGGAAGCUGAGUGCAAUGAAAUGACCUCCAAGGAAAGUCAAACAGAAGCCUCUCAAACACAAGAGGUUUCUCCUCACGAGCAAUUUACUCAUGAAACGAAAAUGGCAUCUACAUUCACUCAGCAUGACACAGUAAGCAAUUCAACUCAGAAUGAAGAGCUCUCAAAAACUGUAACACAGAUUUUAAAACAGCAGAUUGAAAAGGCAGCUCAGGAAAAGGCUGACAGAGAGAUCACAACACCGGCUAAAGAAGUAAAGAAACUGCAGAUUCAGGAAAAUGAAACCUGCAAACUCUGUCAACAGAGAGUUUAUCCCAUGGAAUGUCUAGUUGCCGAUAAGCAGAAUUUUCAUAAAUCGUGUUUCCGAUGUCACCACUGCGGCAGUCAAUUAAGCUUGGGAAAUUAUGCGUCUCUACAUGGAAAAAUAUACUGUAAACCCCAUUUUAAGCAACUUUUCAAAUCAAAAGGAAAUUAUGAUGAAGGUUUUGGACACAAGCAGCAUAAGGAAUUAUGGAAUUCUAAAGAUCAACUUAGUUCAAUUAAGAAAACUCAAGCUGAAGAAACAAAUCCCAUUAACACUGUACCUGUUGAUCCUAAACCAAUUACAGAAGUUGCUAAAGACUUGUACUCAAGUACUGAAGGUGCUUGUCCUGAUAUUUUGGAUAAUAAUUUGAAAAAAUCCACAGAAAGAGGUAAAUUAAAAAUGACAUGGCCUCCUUCAAAAGAUGAUGCAACAUCUAAGAAAACAUUUUCUAUUGAAGAAUCAGCUAAAAUAAGUAAGUCAAAGUGGCCCCCAAAUGGUUUUGCUCAAGAAGAUUCUAGUUUAUACACAAAUAAACCUCUGGGCAACAAAAAGGAAUCUCAGAAAAAUCCCGCUGUGAUGGAGCAAAAUGAAAACAACAACAAAAAUUCACAACAAAAUCAACACUCAUCCUUUUGCUCUCUGUCUGAAAAAGAAGGUACAAAUACUUGUAAAGCAAAGAAAAAUGAAGCAGGCAAUAAGGGAAAGGAUGAGGAAGUUGGGAAUGUGCAAGAUAAGGUGAAUAAACUAGAAGCAUCAGAGAAAAAGGUGCAAAGUGGAAAGGAUAUUAAUGAGGGUGACAAUGUAAUUGUGGAUAGUACUGGUAAGAAGCAAGAGAAACAAAUUAAUGAAACUGGUAAUUCAGAAGUUGUUCAGGUUACUAACAUUGAUGAUGUAAUGGUACAAAAGAAUCACAAAGAAUGCAGCUUCAAUAACAACAACAAUAAUAAUUAUGCCACCUUUUCUCAUCGAAAUAUUUGUACACAGAAAACAACUCUCUCAGCUAUGUCUACCCCAAACACAGCAUUAAACCAUGCUAUUUGCACUGAAUCACAGCACACCUUUGCAAAGCUGGACAGUCAGUCUGGAAAUGAAGAAAUAUACGAGAUGUACAAAUCUCAUGAGAGCUAUUCUGGAGAUACUGUACUUGCACAGGAUGAACAGAACUCAAAAGAUGAAGAUGCUGUUACUUCCAAGAGUCUUGCUCAAUUUAAUAAUGAUGCCACUUGUCAGAAGUCUUGUACUAGCAGCAUGUUAGUUUUGAAGAAGGCAACUAACACAACAUUGUCUGUUGAUACUGAGUUUUUAUGCACUGGAGAAGAAUCAGAAUAUGACAAAAAAGACAAAAAGCUGAAUACUAUUUUAUCUGACACUCUGAAGAUCACUUUUCUUAAAAAAGACAAGCUGGUUUCAAAAUGUGGUCUGAUAGACUCUGUAGGUCUCCAGACUUGCAUUUUUUACGUGCCCGCAGUGAGCCGUUCAUCACCUUGGGCCUCCAGUACCAAGCCCAUGCCCCUUUCCACAGCGCCUUAUACCAAUAAUCCCCUACGGGUCAUCCUCGAUCUUGACUUCUCCAGGGCCUGUGGUACCCUACCAGACCCCUACACCUCUCCGGUACAUCACUGUGGUUAG
Molecule: messenger RNA, 2262 nt
Organism: Catharus ustulatus (Swainson's thrush)
Lineage: Eukaryota; Metazoa; Chordata; Aves; Passeriformes; Turdidae
Gene: XIRP2
Product: xin actin binding repeat containing 2
Exons: 9
Coding region: 22-2262 (746 amino acids)
Biological process (GO): actin filament bundle assembly
Cellular component (GO): actin cytoskeleton; plasma membrane
Molecular function (GO): actin filament binding
Source: RefSeq, a predicted model, not a curated record